UGGCGCUUUGAACUCGGCGCGGGCGGCGGUGCGGGCCGGGGUCCGGGGCGGGAGUCGGGGUCCGGUCGCGGCCGCGCGCAGGCCGGGACCGGGCUGCGGGCAGCAGUAGCCGCGAGCGGGCCGCCGGCGCUCCCGGGCGUCCGCGGCGCGGGCCAUGGCGGCGGAGGCGCGCGUGUCGCGCUGGUACUUCGGGGGACUGGCCUCCUGCGGGGCCGCCUGCUGCACGCACCCGUUAGACCUGCUCAAGGUGCACCUGCAGACGCAGCAGCAGGUGAAGCUGCGCAUGACGGGCAUGGCGCUGCAGGUGGUGCGCUCCGACGGCGUGCUGGCGCUCUACAACGGCCUCAGCGCCUCCCUGUGCCGGCAGAUGACCUACUCCCUGACUCGGUUCGCCAUCUAUGAGACCGUGCGGGACCACGUGAGCAAGGGCAGCGAGGGGCCCCUGCCCUUCUACAAGAAGGUGUUGCUGGGCGCCAUCAGUGGUUGCAUUGGCGGCUUCGUGGGGACGCCCGCGGAUAUGGUCAACGUCAGGAUGCAGAACGACAUGAAGCUGCCCCCGAGUCAGCGCCGCAACUACGCCCACGCUGUGGACGGCUUGUACCGCGUGGCCCGGGAAGAGGGUCUGAAGAAGCUGUUCUCGGGCGCCAGCAUGGCAUCCAGUCGAGGGAUGCUAGUCACCGUGGGCCAGCUGUCCUGCUACGACCAGGCCAAGCAGCUGGUGCUCAGCACCGGGCACCUGCCUGACGGUGUCCUCACUCACCUUGUCGCCAGCUUCAUCGCGGGUGGGUGUGCCACGAUCCUGUGCCAGCCCCUGGACGUCCUGAAGACGCGUCUCAUGAAUGCCAAGGGCGAGUAUCAGGGUGUUCUCCAUUGCGCAGUAGAGACAGCCAAGCUGGGGCCGCUGGCCUUCUACAAGGGCCUCCUGCCUGCCGGCAUCCGCCUCAUGCCGCACACGGUGCUGACGUUUGUGUUCCUGGAGCAGCUCCGCAAGCACUUCGGCAUCAAAGUGCUUUCCUGAUGGGCGGGGGAAGGGGCGACCCCGCACCCAGGAGGGUUGAUGGGCUGAGCGCCGCCCGUGUGCCCAGGCCUCCGUCCUCCCGGGUCCCCCACCCUGGCCUUCCCCCAUGGGCUCCAGCCGCACCCAGCCUACCUGGGCCGGAGAUCCUUCCAGUACCUUCCGUCCCCUCCACUUCCUGCCUGCCCACCCCAGGCUCUCCCUCCCUGGCAUUCCAGGGGACC
Molecule: messenger RNA, 1239 nt
Organism: Lontra canadensis (Northern American river otter)
Lineage: Eukaryota; Metazoa; Chordata; Mammalia; Carnivora; Mustelidae
Gene: SLC25A10
Product: solute carrier family 25 member 10
Exons: 11
Coding region: 155-1018 (287 amino acids)
Biological process (GO): mitochondrial transport; malate transmembrane transport; thiosulfate transport
Cellular component (GO): mitochondrial membrane
Molecular function (GO): thiosulfate transmembrane transporter activity; oxaloacetate transmembrane transporter activity; sulfate transmembrane transporter activity
Source: RefSeq, a predicted model, not a curated record